CAACAGCUGCCUUUUCCCAUCAGCGGAAAGGUGUCACUUCCUGGAAACAAACCUCAAACAGUCCAUCAUUAGUUGUAGGUUUAUAAUUAUUAAUUUGAUUAUUGAUUAUCAUUUUAUCGACAAUCAUCAGUCUGUGUCUUGUGAGCGCCGAGUCUCUGGUAACAGCCGGAAACCGGUUAUCACGUCAGCCGGAGACUAAAUAGCGUUACCCCUUUUAGCUACUGUUAGCAAAAGGCUAGCGCAGCCCCCGUAGAUUAAGCUCGGGUUGACCCGGAUCGGAACUAGACGGGAUCGGAACAGUUUCCACAAUGGGAGCCCACCGAGGCGAGGGAGACCGGGACUGGCUGCAGCAGGACGGGCAGGAGCAGCUGGAGCAGACCCCGAAACCAUGGAACAUGAUGAUCAAACACAGACAGAUUCACAGACGAGGACGACGCUCACACAUGGCCGUCAGCUACACAGAUCCUCAGGUGUCCAUGGACCUCUUGAGAGCCGUGCUUCAGCCCAGCUUCAACGAUGACAUCAUGGCUGUGUUCAAGAAGUACCAGAAGUUCUUUGAUAAGGCAGCAGAGAAUGUGAAGGAGAACGUGGGGGACGACAUCCAGACCGACCAGCUGAUCAGAGAGGCCUGCAGGAACACUCUGGAACAUGCAAAACAGCUGUUUCCAGAGGGGGAGGCGAAGAGGGCAGGGUCAGACAUCGCAAUCAAGAGAGCCAGAGCUGCUGAUGAAGACUGCAUUCAGAGAGGAAGCCCCCUCCUUAAGAAGAGAAAAACUCGUCCCAGUGCUGCGCUCGUGUCAUCUGAUCGACCUAUGACCUUCUCUCAAGGGAAGCCUAAGCCAGAGCCCAUCAAGAGAGAAGGACCAAAGUGGGAUCCAUCCAGACUGAAUGAGAGCAGUACAUUUGUUCUCGGCUCCAGAGCGAACAAGGCGCUGGGGAUGGGCGGGACCAGAGGACGAAUCUACAUCAAACAUUCCGACCUGUUCAAGUACGCUGCGGAUGCAAAGGACAAGCAGUGGUUGGCAGAGCGACAUCACAUGAGGGCAACAGGAGGGAAGAUGGCCUACCUGCUGAUUGAAGAGGACAUCCAGGAUCUUUCCCGCAGUGACGACUACAAGGACUGUCCGGACGUCAGGAUGGACGAGAUGAAGCCGUUCACAGUUCCACUGUGGAUGGUGGAGAAGAUGCAAAGAGCCAUGGAGGCUCAGAGAGAUGCUGACCUUUGACCCCUCCCCACCCCCUUACAAUCAUGUGACCACCAUAUCCUGAACUGAUUGAUUCCUUCCUGCCUCAUCAUUUGUUUUGUUUUUUUAAAGUGUAAUAAAAAAAUAUCUGACCCAAA
Messenger RNA from Scophthalmus maximus (turbot), 1342 nucleotides. It is a transcript of the gene dnttip1, whose product is annotated as deoxynucleotidyltransferase terminal-interacting protein 1. Lineage: Eukaryota; Metazoa; Chordata; Actinopteri; Pleuronectiformes; Scophthalmidae. Gene Ontology annotation, molecular function: nucleosome binding; DNA binding. The transcript has 13 exons. The record is from RefSeq and is a predicted model, not a curated record. Bases 309 to 1226 code for a protein of 305 amino acids. Gene Ontology annotation, cellular component: nucleus.